Messenger RNA from Aspergillus campestris IBT 28561, 2091 nucleotides. It is a transcript of the gene erg9, whose product is annotated as bifunctional farnesyl-diphosphate farnesyltransferase/squalene synthase. Gene Ontology annotation, cellular component: endoplasmic reticulum membrane. The coding region runs from base 334 to 1755 and encodes 473 amino acids. The transcript has 4 exons. Lineage: Eukaryota; Fungi; Ascomycota; Eurotiomycetes; Eurotiales; Aspergillaceae. The record is from RefSeq and is a predicted model, not a curated record. Gene Ontology annotation, molecular function: squalene synthase [NAD(P)H] activity. Gene Ontology annotation, biological process: ergosterol biosynthetic process; farnesyl diphosphate metabolic process.
CACAAUUUUCUUUUCUCCCUUUUCCCUUCUCCUUUUUCUUCUCUAUUCCUCUUGAUACCCCAAUAUCCCUAUUACUCUCCUAAUUCUUUUCUCAUUUUACCCCUAUUAUCAUCACCGCCACGUGUCCUCUAUUCCUCUCUCAUUUCUCUCCCCACUUGUUCGCACAUUCUCCGUGUAUCCCAGCUGUCGACUGCGUCGCGAUCCCUGCUGGAAGGCCUGUUUAGUGCCUCUGAUCAUCCCAAUAAUCCUUCUACCCCGUCUGUUGUUUUAUUAUAACGACUUAUAUUUAAUUUCUUAUUCCCCAUUUGUAAUAAUAUCCCCCCCUUGACCAUCAUGGUUUCCCCGUUGAGCGUCAUCUACUACACAUUCCACCCCAACGAGUUGAGGAAUAUCUUACAAUGGAAAGUCUGGCACAAUCCUGUCCAUGAGCGUAAUGUGGCCAAUGAGACGGAGACCCAGAAGACGUGCUUCAAGUUCCUCGAUUUGACCAGUCGGAGCUUCAGCGCGGUCAUCAAGGAGUUGCACCCGGAGUUGCUGUUGCCCGUGUGUAUCUUCUACCUGACGCUGCGCGGGUUGGACACCAUCGAGGAUGACACCUCAAUACCCCUGGAGACCAAGGAGCCGCUCCUGCGGAACUUCAAGGACUUCCUCGAGCAGGAUGGCUGGAAUUUCACCGGGAACCGUCCCGAGGAGAAGGACCGUGAGCUGCUGGUUCAGUUUCACAAUGUCGUCACCGAGUUCAAGAACAUGAAGCCGGCCUAUCAGGCCAUUGUCAAGGACAUCACCGACAAGAUGGGCAACGGCAUGGCCGACUACUGCCGGAAGGCUGCCCUCGAUGAUGCGAGCGUCAAGACCACCGUGGAGUACGACCUCUACUGCUACUACGUCGCCGGUCUGGUGGGCGAGGGGCUGACCCGCCUCUUUGUCGAGGCCGAGUUUGGCAACCCGGCCUUGCUCAAGCGGUCUCAGCUGCACAAGUCGAUGGGCUUGUUCCUGCAGAAGACCAACAUCAUCCGUGACGUGCGGGAGGACAAUGACGAUCAGCGACGGUUCUGGCCCAAAGAGAUUUGGUCCAAGCACGUCAAUGACUUCGACGAUUUGUUCAAGCCGGAGCACCGCGAGGCGGCGCUGAACUGCAGCUCGGAGAUGGUCUUGAACGCGCUGGAGCACUCGGAGGACUGUCUGUUCUAUCUGGCUGGCCUGCGUGAGCAGAGUGUGUUCAACUUCUGUGCCAUCCCGCAGUCCAUGGCGAUCGCCACACUGGAAAAGUGCUUCCGCAACCCGGCCAUCUUCGAGCGCAACGUGAAGAUUACCAAGGGUGACGCUUGCGAGCUGAUGAGCAAGUCGACGCAGAAUCUGCGGAUCGUCUGCGAGGUCUUCCGCCGAUAUGCGCGCAAGAUUCACGCGAAGAACACGCCCAAGGACCCCAAUUUCCUGAAGAUCAGCAUGGCUUGCGGACGUAUUGAGAAAUUCAUCGAGACUAUCUUCCCGUCUCAAAACGCCCAAGACGCCAAGCUGCUAGUCAAGGGCGAGCUGUCAGAAGCCGACCAGAAGAAGGCGCAAGAGGAAGCGGAGACGCGCCAGGACCUGUAUUUCAUGAUGUGCCUGAUGGGUACCAUUGUGCUUGUUAUCUCGGUCAUGAUGUUUGGUGUUGCCUGGUACUUCGGUGCUCGAUUCGACCUUGCCUUCAAGGAGCUCCUCAACGGGAAUUUCCAGAAGCCCGCACAUAUUGGUGAAGUGCGAGACGAGCUGUAAUGUUACGGAGCUAUGAUAUGUGGCAUUUACGUUCAGGGGUCUGUACAUGUAGUAUAUUUUAUACCACCCAUCCAUGCCAUACUAAUUUCCUCGCCCUUCCCUUCCCUUUUCUUUUCUCUUGACCAACUCUGGUCGUUGCCUCUGCCCGCUAGCACGGAUGUCAAAUUGCUAUCCAGUCCUCUUUAUGACUGUGGUUGUGCCGAAGAAGUGCUGAAAUUGAAGUCUCCAGCGACGUACUAGAUUUAUGUCUUGCAUCAUUAACUUGAUGCCAUGUCAUACAUCCAUUGAAGGAACUGGAACAUACGUAAUUCACUGUAGAAAUUGAAUGAAUUGAUU